Molecule: messenger RNA, 3204 nt
Organism: Aphanomyces invadans
Lineage: Eukaryota; Oomycota; Saprolegniomycetes; Saprolegniales; Verrucalvaceae
Exons: 8
Coding region: 35-3019 (994 amino acids)
Molecular function (GO): ATP-dependent chromatin remodeler activity; ATP binding
Source: RefSeq, a predicted model, not a curated record
GUCUGACUCUGCCGCCGCCGUCGCCGCGACGUCGAUGGACUGGGGAUGCGUCAACUGCUCGUUUGAGAACAACGCCCUCGCCCAGCGCUGCGAAAUAUGCAGUUCUAUUCGACCUGCUAGAUUCCAACACGUAGCCAUACCAGCGAAGAAGCGGCCACGCGUGACACCCACCGCGGCGAAAGGCAAGAAGAAUGGAGGAUGGAAACCCACCGUCGCUGCCUUUCAACCAGACGAGCGCAUGCUUGCAAGAAAGUUGAGUCAAAUGCGCGAAUGCCUGGGCGAUGCAUCUGUUGAUGACGAGCAACUCAAGCAUUUGCUGCAGAAGAACGCAGGGAGUGUAAGUUUCGCGGUUGCGUCCUACUUCGACUCGAUGGCACAGACACAAGCGAAAGCGAUGACGAAUGACAGUCAGUACUGGAUCAAUCGCAUGUGCCCCCACGACUACUACCUUGGUGCAUGCGCUGUGGAUGCGCAUGUGACCCGCCGGGAUGACGGUGCCUUACGCACUGGUGCUAGGCUCCAUCUUCAGAUGGAAGGAGUUAUGCUGCGCAUCAUGACUGAGAAAGGAGUUGUGCUGGGUCGCAUCGAUGAAGCAUGGGAGGGCAUGAUUUGCCCCUUGAUCCAAUCUAAUCUGAUCAAGGUCGGCGCGAAUGUGCUCGACGCCCCCCCACACACGACUGUGUUUUCCCGAUUUCAGUUGCACGUCCAUGUGUUCGCCGUUCCCAUUCUCUGGAGCAUGUUUCAAGUUGACGACGGGACCAACGCAAGCGUCAAGGAGCACUUAUUUCAGCUCAUGGACGCUUUGCACAACAAACGCGCGGUCGCGCCGUCGUCGUUCAUUAAACUUCCCGGCGAAACCAACGACAAGAUAAACUCCGAAACAGACGUCGACGCGCUGUACUCGGCCGCCGCCGCCAUCGAGACGCGGUAUGAUUCCGCACAGGUGCAUGCAAAGCUCCAUGGGAUCACAUUGCGGUCGUACCAAGAUCAAGCGCUGCAGUGGAUGCUUCAUCGCGAACUGUACAAAGAUUCAUCCAGCGACGGAAAAACCAUCGGCCUGGCACUGCGCGUCGACGCGAAGCAGGCCACGCUUGACGAACCCGAUAUCCAUCCGCUAUGGGAGAAGCGAGAAUGCACCCAGGGCCACCAGCGACAUCCGACGCCGUUCUACAUCAACACGUUCGAACGGGUGGUUUCCUUGUGCAUUCCGCCGCCGCCGCGUCCCUGCCUUGGAGGAAUCUUAGCCGACGAUAUGGGCAUGGGCAAAACCAUCAUGAUUCUGGCGCUGGUGUUGGCGCGCACGUUCGUUUACACAGAAGACCGUCGGUCGCCAUCGACAGACGUUGGCAACUCCGUGACUGGCAAGACAUUGGUCGUCUGUCCGCUAAGUUUGCUGCAUCAAUGGAAGCACGAAUUUGAAACCCGUGCGCCGUCGCUAUCUGUUUUCAUGCACUACGACACUAAACAGGUCCAAACGGCGGACCUGACCCGCAGCGACGUAGUCUUGACUACAUAUGGUGUCCUCGGCAGCGAAUUUGAAAAGAAGAGUGGCAUUCACGACAUCGUGUGGAAUCGGAUCAUCCUGGACGAAGCGCACUCGAUCAAGAACAAGUCCACGACCUAUUUUAAAUCGAGCAGUGCGAUCAAGGCGUCGCAUCGGUGGUGCUUGACUGGCACGCCAAUUCAAAACUCGCUCGAGGAUAUUCUGGCGCUAUUAACCUUUCUUCGCUACGAGCCUUGGAAUAAAACCGAGUGGUGGAAUCGAGUCGUGGCCCUGCCGUACGAAAAAGGUCAACAGUGUGCCCUUGUGCGUCUCAAGGCAAUCCUGCAACCAAUUUUGCUCCGACGGACCAAAUAUUCACGCGACCCCGUGACAAAUGAACUGAUUGUGCAGCUUCCUCCCAAAUCGAUUGAAACGAUUCGUCUUGAAUUUUCCCGUGAAGAGCGGCAGUUCUAUCAAGCUGUGUACACGAAAAGCCAAGGAGAGUUCUACGGGUAUGUGGCCAAUGGAACUGCUGCAGCGAGCUACGUUGCGAUUUUUGCGCUGCUGCUGCGACUACGACAAGCUUGCGACCACCCGUUCUUGGUCGUGGGGAAAGACACUGCUGACGCGUCGUUAAAACCAGCCAAGACGAAUCUCGAUUCAAAAGGGCAAACGAAGGAGGGGUACUUUGCCGAGUUGGCCACCAUCAUGCAACAAACGAAGCCGCAAGAAGAACUCGCGUACAUCAAGAAUCGGAUAUUGGAGAUUCAAGAAGAGGGGUUGGAUUGCCAGGAGUGUCCUGUGUGUUUGGACGUCCCCACCGCCCCCGUGCUGACCCCGUGCGGCCACUUGAUGUGCAAAGAGUGCGUACUGGGGUUUUUGAAUGCCGGUGCUACGGCCUGCUGUCCCGUAUGCCGCGCAGACGUGACCCCUGACCAACUCGUACCCAUCGAUCCACCUGAAAAGCUUUUGUCUUCGAGUGCAUCUACCGACAACGCUCACGGCAUGUGGGCGGGAAGUGCCAAGCUGAAGCAGCUUGUGUCGGACUUGAAGUCGAUUGAGGCUGGGCGAAAAGUCGUGGUGUUUUCACAGUGGACGCACAUGCUCGACUUGGUGGAGACAACGCUGCAGCAGCACGGGUACUCCCACUGCCGGUUUGAUGGAUCGUUGAAACAAGAUGACCGUGAAAGAGUACUCCAUCGGUUCAACUCGAACCCGGACGUCCAAGUGUUGGUGAUUUCACUGAAAGCGGGCGGCGUGGGGUUGAAUUUGACCGCUGCAUCCGUCGUGAUCAUGAUGGACCCGUGGUGGAACCCGGGCAUUGAAGACCAGGCAAUCGAUCGCGUGCAUCGGCUUGGUCAAACUCGGGACGUGCUUGUGAAAAAGUACAUUGUGGAAGACACUGUCGAAGGUAUGAUUUUGCAACUGCAGCAGCGCAAGGCGACUCUCGCGUCGACCGUGCUGGCCACGUCCAAGUCUGGCGCGGAGAACGAUGGCCGCUUGAGUCUUGCCGAUUUAUUGAAGUUCUUUGCCUGAUUCAGCAACAGGCAAUUGCGACAGUGCCAAUAAAUGAUGUACCAUCUGCGCCAAGGGACACUCGAGAUAUCAACCACAAAACACGAUCCACGGCGGCAACUCAAACACAUUAAAGAGGGCUUACAAGGCAAGCGCAGCAAUAACAAGCGAAAUGGCGCUAAGGGCGGCAACAGAGAUUGAACUAU